This is a messenger RNA of Dichomitus squalens LYAD-421 SS1, 1567 nucleotides long. RefSeq lists its product as uncharacterized. NCBI's taxonomy places the organism in Eukaryota, Fungi, Basidiomycota, Agaricomycetes, Polyporales, Polyporaceae. The transcript is spliced from 19 exons. The coding region runs from base 97 to 1056 and encodes 319 amino acids. The record is from RefSeq and is a predicted model, not a curated record.
CGCUCUCUAGGCCCCUCCUCCGAGGCCCUCCCGUAACCCGUUUCUGCACCGGUGACUGGCUCCUGGAUACGUGUCUGUCGAUUCCGUACGCUCAAUAUGGCGGUGAACUUCAACAAAGACAACACAUUCGGUGCGGCCUUCGCCGGGUUCGCAGCAUCCAGCUUGUGCUUAGGUGUCCUGUGUAUGCAGUCGUACUCUUACUUCAAGCGGUACCCAUUGGACAAGACGUUUUACAAGCUCUUGGUGGCCGGAGUUCUGUUGCUGGAGCUCGCGGAUCAAGCACUCAUCUCCCACGCAGUGUACACUUACACAGUCAGCAACUGGGGUGUAUUGACGAUACUGUUGAAGCCCCCUGUAUGGUCCCUCGUUCUACAAAUAACACUUGGAGUUGCGACUGGGACGAUAGUCAAAGUGAAUUUUGCCAUGCGCGUAUGGCGGUUUAGCAAGCAAAACAUAUACGUGACCGCCUGCAUCCUAUUACUAGUAUUCGGAGAAGUCGGAGUCGCAUGUGUGUAUACCGUGCGUGGCUUCCGUCUCAAGAGUCUCCAAGACCUCGGCAGCAUGAAGACCAUUGGCUCGCUUUCCCUAGGAUUGGGCGUGGCGACAGAUGUUGUCAUCGCUGUCUCCCUCUGCUACUUCCUCCGCAGCCUACGCACGGGGCACCGCCAAGAUGACUCCAUGGUCAACGCCCUCAUUGUUUAUGCCCUCAGCACUGGAGGAAUCACAGCUGCGAUCAGUUUGACGACAUUGAUAUUAUACAACUUCAUGCCGAAUAACUUUAUUUUCAUGGCAUUCUACUUUGUCCUCAGCAAGGUCUACGCGAACUCCUUCCUCGCUGCGCUCAAUACGCGACGAGUCAGCCGAGGACGCGGUACAGAAGACGCUCAGACAACAACGGUGCCUACCUUCCUCAUGGUUGGCAAGGUUACCCAGCGGACGGUUCACCUGGAUCCGGAGUACGCAGGAGAGUCUCCAAUCUCUCCGAGCAAGACGUCGGAGAACAAAAGCCCAGUGUCACCCUCGACAUCUGGACAUCACUAUGCCGAAGCAUGGUGAUCGCGCGGCUCUCGGCUCUCGAUGUUACCGAAUCUGGACUACAUAUGUAUCACUAGAUUAUAUUCUGGUUGCUCCCGCUUACCUUCUACUUUCUGUUGCGGCACGCCCAAAUGUUGUGUAGAGUAGCUUCGCUCACGUUCUCUAGGGCAUCAUGAUCUGCAAGAACUGGUUCAGAUUUCCUCAGCCAUACUCCCUCUCUGACCUAUCUAAUCGAUCUGUUCCUGUGUUUAUUAUGCCAUUUGCGCCUGUAACAUUGUCCGUUCCCACAUUCUGCUGCAUAUUCUUUCCCUUCGUUCACGCUACCACUGCCCUCGUCUUCCUAGUCGUCAAUCGCCGCUCUGUUUGUUGUCUGUCGUACGUUUGCGCAACUGCACUCCUCAUCAUCGCGCACUACGACCCCGGGCUCAUGCUUUGCAAGUCUCUCGAUGGUCGAAUCUAAUCAGAUACAUUGGCGUUUUCCCUUUGCACUCGUAGUAAGCUACUGCGCUAUCUAUCAUCAAUAGGUUAGAAG